AUGGUCAAGAUCUCGGACAAGAUCAAGAAGGCGGAGCGCGAAGGCAGGCCAUGGUGGAGCUUCGAGUUCUUCCCGCCAAAGACGCCCGAGGGAUGGGUCAACCUGUACGACCGCAUUGAGCGCAUGCAGCAGCUCGGUCCCAUCUUUGUCGACAUCACCUGGGGCGCAGGCGGUUCGACAUCUGAAGCGACGACCAACUUUGUCAAGACGGCACACAGCGAGCUCGGUCUCGAGACGUGUAUGCACCUGACAUGCACCAACAUGCCCGUCGAGAUGGAGGCUUACGACUCUGGCUGCCGCAACAUCCUCGCCCUUCGUGGUGACCCGCCUCGCGGUGUCGAGGAGUGGAAGCCGACCGAAGGCGGGUUCAACCACGCCAUCGACCUCGUCAAGCACAUUCGCAAGAACUACGGCGACUACUUCUGCAUCGGCGUCGCUGGAUUCCCCGAGGGCCACCCUCAAAGCGAGAGUCCCGAAGCCGAGAUCCGGCACUUCAAGAAGAAGGUUGACGCUGGAGCGGACAUCGUCUUCACGCAGAUGUUCUACGACGCCGACGUCUUCAUCGACUGGGGUCGCCGUCUCCGCGCUGCCGGCAUCACGAUCCCGAUCGUUCCUGGCAUCAUGCCCAUCCAGACUUUCGCCGCCUUCAAACGCCGAACCGACUUUGCCGGCACGAUCGUCCCGAAGGAGCUGUGGGACCUGCUCGAGCCGAUCAAAGACGACGACGCCAAGGUCCGCGAGGUCGGCACUGAGUAUGUCGCCGACAUGUGCCGCAAGAUCCUCAACGCCGACUUGGGCAUCCACGGCAUCCAUUGCUACACGAUGAACCUUUCGCGCGGUACCGAGAUGCUCCUCGAGGAGAUGCAGUUCGUCCCGACCGCCGACCGCGUCAAGCCCCUGCCCUGGCGCCUCUCGCUCACCCAGAAGCGCCGCGCCGAGACGACCCGCCCGAUCUUCUGGUCGAACCGCCAGAAAUCGUACAUCACUCGCACGCGCGACUGGGACGAGUUCCCGAACGGCCGAUGGGGCGACGCCUCUUCGCCUGCGUUCGGAGACGUCGACGCCCUCCUCCUCGCGCUUCCGCACAAGCCUCAAGACGCGAUCAAGCUUUGGGGCAAGCCUCACUCGCUCGGCGACAUCGCCGCUCUCUUCGCCCGCUUCUGCCGCGGCGACUUGAAGAGCUUGCCCUGGUCUGACCAGCCGGCGGCGAAGGAAACGACCCGCAUCGCCGAGCAGCUUGCGCGCAUCAACGAGCUCGGCUUCUUGACGAUCAACUCGCAACCUCGUGUCGACGGCGCGCCUUCCGAAGACCCGGCUGUCGGCUGGGGUCCCAUCCGCGGCUACGUCUACCAGAAGGCCUACCUUGAGUUCUUCUGCCCGCCGGAGCUCGUCGAGCCGCUCCUCGAACUUCUUGGCGACACGCCUUCCGUCACCUACCACGCCGUCAACAAGCAAGGCGACUUCCGCUCGAAUACGGCGCCCGGUCCGAACGCCGUCACCUGGGGCGUCUUUCCCGGUGCCGAGGUCAUCCAGCCAACCGUUGUCGACUCGACGGCGUUCCAGGCGUGGAAGGACGAGGCGUACGAGCUCGGGUGGCAGUGGGCGCAGCUGUACAAGGAGACGGCGCCCGAGACCUACGAGGUCAUCAGUCGCAUCUUUAGCGACUUCCACCUCGUCAACAUUGUCUUCAACGACUACCGCAACAAUGACGAGGACGCCAUCUUCAAGCCGUUCUUCGAGCUCGCGCACCAAAAGGGUCUCUCGGUCGCCAAUGGCCACUGA
This is a messenger RNA of Rhodotorula toruloides NP11, 1782 nucleotides long. RefSeq names its product methylenetetrahydrofolate reductase (NADPH). The record is from RefSeq and is a predicted model, not a curated record. Bases 1 to 1782 code for a protein of 593 amino acids. Gene Ontology annotation, cellular component: cytosol. Gene Ontology annotation, molecular function: FAD binding; methylenetetrahydrofolate reductase [NAD(P)H] activity. NCBI's taxonomy places the organism in Eukaryota, Fungi, Basidiomycota, Microbotryomycetes, Sporidiobolales, Sporidiobolaceae. The transcript has 8 exons. Gene Ontology annotation, biological process: tetrahydrofolate interconversion.